GCGCACGUAAAUCUGAGAAGACUCCGUAAGAAUCAAUGUAAAUAGCAGAAGGAAGGAAGGAGAGUAGGCAGGUCGGAAUCCCACACCAGGGACCCUGACUCCACUCAUCACAAACUUAAGGACAGCAACCUGUUGCCUUCUGCAGUUGCUCACUCCAUUUGAACUGGUUGUCCAUGUUCCCUGGUGAAUCAGAAACCAAUUGACAGGAAAUACCCAGUGUAACAUUAGCAGUCUGAAAUCUUUAGCUUCGAUGCAAAAGCCUGUUUUCUCAUCACUUGCAUCACUCAUUUUGGUUUUUGGCUGAAGAAAAAGAAAUCAAGAAAAGAUGGACUGGAAUGUAAGACCACUCCAGAAUCCUGAUGCAAAGAAGAAUCUGCAAAGUGAAGGAGCAUGUUACACUCAGUUGUUUUCUAAUGCACAUGCUUUUCCUCAGACAAAUACUUAUUCCUCUAAAAAUGUAUGCACUUAUGCUGGAAAUAACCAAAUGGUGUAUCUGCCAACUAGCAAUGUUGCCUUCCCUCCUGUAAAUGCUGAAGGAUUCAAAACUUCAGAUCAGGUCUUACCAGGAGCAUCUGUAGCUGGUAAUGAUUUUUUUAUCUCUAAAUACUCAGCUGAUCAACGUCCACUGUCCUGCAUACCUCCAAAACCUCCCAAUCAGACAUCACGUUUGCGGGCAGAGUUGACUCAGACUUCUUGGCCAAACUCUAAUGCCUACAUUUAUUCCUUUAGAAAGGUACCUUCCCUGUCUUCUCAAAUGAAUGCUGGAAAUAACGUGAGGAAUGUGCUUCAGGAACCUCAGUAUGUCACCACAAACAGUUACACUGUGUGGCCACAAAUACCGCAGGGUAAUUCUAUGAGAACUACAAUGUUAUAUCAAAGUAACAUUCAUUCCCAGAAUAAUUCUAUGUCUUUUGGUACAUCUGGGCAACAUGUCCAAAACCAAAUGUAUCAUCCCAACACUCAGUUUAAAGUGUUACACUCACUGAGUCAAAAUUCUGCAGCAAAUGUACAGCUGCUACAGUAUCGACCAAGUCAGAUGGGAUCAGAAGCUCCUACCAGAUGUUCUGCACCAUCUUUGUUGCCUGCCAACUGUGAUUCAAUAGCUGCAGUGCAAUCUUCAAUAGGUGUACCACAGGCAGUUCAAAAUGCACCUAAUGGAUACGCCCUUAGCCAACAGAGGUGCCCAUCAGAUGCAAAAAAUGCUUCUGGUUUUAGCAGUGUUCAGCAACACUGUCAGAAACAGCAAUCUGGAGAAGUCAGUCAAUCAGUUAGGAAUGUCUGUAAUGCAAGUGGAAAUGUGACAGCAAAUCAGCCUUUUAAUGAAAUGUCUGUGCCAUCCCCUGGCAUUUCCAAAGAACUGUAUGAUGUGCAAGAAAUGGAAACUCUUUCUUCGGUGGCUGCUUCAAAGCCACUGAGUGAUCCUGCUUCAGUUCAAGAAAGCCAGACUAGUAGUUUAAUGAAUGGGCCUGUUAAUUCUCAAAUUUCUUCAGCAGCAGCAGAUGGAAGAACAAUUACAAAGGACAGACUAGCUUGGGAAGCUCAAAGGCUGCUCGCUAUUAAAAAAAAAUGUGUCCUCCUUGAAAGGAUGCAUCAUUAUAGAAGAAAACUCUUAGCAGCUUCAGAACAUGAGAAAAGUACUCCCCCACUUCCUCCAAGUUAUCAAAGUACUCUUGCUAAUUGUCUUCCAUGGGUGCCCAACCAAAAUGUACCACCUUCCCCAUCUGAAACAGCGAGGACAGCGAGUCCGAUACUUAACUCUUCACCUGAAGAAAGAAAUGACAAAAACGUAGCCAGUGCUGAUAACAGAGGAUUAGAGGUGACUCAAAGUAACCCUCAGGUGGAGCAGGGAAGCCUUUCAUCAAGCUCUGCUCCUAUUGCUUCUCAGAGCAAACUCCCAGCUCAACUAAAUAAUCCUGAGAACACUCCCAUCUCGGAACAAAGGGAUGCAUAUGCCUUGGCCCCUUCCCAAAAAACUGUGACGUCCUUGAACAACGCUUCAUGUUUUAGUCAAGUGGAUAGCUCUAUCAAAAUGGCAUCAAAGAAUGUGCCAAUUCACCCUGAGAACUCAUCGUUUCUUCAGUUUGUAUUGAGUAGCACAAACAUAUUGAAAGAGAAGACAGCUGGUGCUACUGCUGAUAAAAUACUGACUAGUCUCCUGUGUAGUGAAAAACCACUGGUAGAUACAUCUGUCUCAGGUGGAACCUUACUAAAAGACACUAGUGAGAAGAAAGUAGAAAGUUUGAAAGGUGAGCAGUCAUUUAAGGUUCACACAAACUCUCCUGUAUCAGAAACAACUGAAUCUGGUGAAGCUAAAUUCCAGAGUGAUGUAGCUCAGAAAAAAACGCCAUUUACUGAAAAUACAUCUUUUAAACAGAGCAAUUAUAGUUACUCUGUGGAAGAGCUAACUGCAUGCCUGGGCUUGUGGAGAAAACAUCCGUCGGAAUCUGUAAGUGUGCAAAAUAGCCAGUCGAAUGAAAGCCCCACAGCAAAUCAGAUUUCACCUUGCAGCCAAAACACAAAAACUAGAGAACAAAAUAAUGUUCUGGUUAGUACAGAUGAAGCAGUUUUGCCUAUAACAACUGCUUCUGUAGGACAAAAACUUGAUACGUUGAGUUGCAAUUUGAUAAAAAAUUUUGAACUCCAAGUUGCAGUUGUCUCUCCUUUAGUACUUUCUGAACAGAGAACACAGAGUGAGCAGGCAGACAAAUGUCCAACAUCUGCAGGUAAAACCUAUCCAGCGAUUGAAUCGGGAAGCACAUGUAGCCCGCAAGAAGAGGGGAAAAAUGGUUUGAGUGUGGUAAAUACCGAUAAAGGAACAACAGAAACUGUUCGGUCGUCAUGCAGUGAUUGUGUUCUGGUACAGAAAGUGGACUCACAUUUGCAACAGACCAAAUUAGCUGAUGGAAACAGAAUAGUAAAAAACAGUGUGAGUGCAAAUGAUUCAUAUGAUGAAAACCAAAGGAAGCUUAGUCAAUCUGCACAAGAUGCCAGAGAAAAUCUGCAGCUUGGAUUACAAAACAAGCCUUCUCUUCCUGAAUUGGGCAUAAAUUUUUCUAGUCAAACCUUUCAAGAAGGUAUAAAAGACCAUAAAGACAAGCCAGCUGUGUUAGAGACAGGAGAUACAUCCACAGCUGUGCUGGAAGAACAGAUGUUUUGUAUUUCAAGUGUAUGUUCUCUUGUUGAAGGUGAUACAUUUUAUAAUCCACAAAUAGCAAGUAUCUUCAGGUCAGUCCCUGAGACAUGUUCAUUAAAUGAUACCUCGUCAGAAGGAAAUGCAUCUGACCCAAGGCAAAAGGAGCAACAGCUGGACUUGGAUAAAAAUGAGCUGAGCAAUAACACUCCCCAAAGAGAGAGCUUGCUGCAAAAGAUGUUGGAAGAAUCAUCAAGCUGCAUGAGUAAAGCAGGUAAGAUUUUGGAUGGUAUCACAGCUAGUCAUUUGGAGAAAGAAAGCAGUGGCAAUCCUCUUAAAACAAUUUCUACCUCAGAACAAAAAACGUCAUUCAACGCAUCUUUCAAGCAUCCUGAAAAUGACUUGGAAAUUCUUGCUAGUAUAAACCAGGAGUUAGCUCAAAAUUCACUAGAUCUCUCGAUCAGUGUAACUGCUGAAACAAAUGCAUUCACUGUUCCAAGAGACAACAGUAAACAAAAUUACAUGUCCAGUAAAAAUAGCACAGAAAAAGAGAUGAACCUUUUUGGAGCAGAACCUAUUAAAUGUCUAAACAAUCAGCUGUCUGAACUAGUGAAAGAGUUUCCGUAUGGCAUUGAAGGUGCUGAUAUGCUAACAAGAGAACCAGUACAAAAUGAUUCUGUGGCUGAGCGGAUGGAGAAUCAACCUCAAAGAGAGACUCAAAUUUGUGACAAGAAUUCUCAUUUGAAGGACCCAGUAGAUCAGAUAAAAAUUGCAGUGUUAAGCUCUGAUCAGGUGCAAGAACUGUUUCCUGAACACAACCAGUGUUCCUCUAGUGACAGGAAGAGAGUAGCGAGUCAACAGUCAGAAAAGGCUUCAGCUGAGAAGGAGAACCUUGAAGGCAGUAUUCAGCCUGGUUGGAGUCUAUGCGAGAAGAAAAAAAAACCACAAAAACCUUCCAACCCCAGGAAAAAAAAAAAAAAAGAUUUUUCUUUAAUGGGUUGGCUCUCUGUAGCAUGUAAAAUGCCACAGUGCCCCUGUAAACUUGGAACGUCUGGUUCAGCAAAAAAUGAUCAACUUUCAAAAGCUGAAAAUACUAGCUCUGCAGAGACACAAGGAAACAACAGUAAAUCUGAUGCCAUAAUGACGAACAACUGUGCAGUGAGAAACCUGCCAAUUUCUGAAAAAAUCCCGAAAAGUGUUAGCAGAAAUAAAAAAGAUAUUUGCAAAUACACCUCUGUAAUGAACAAAAAAGCUAGGCUAAAGGUGAGUAAUGAAUACAAGCCACUUACAUCACAACAGGAAAAUAUUGGACCACUUAAUUCCUCUGAAAACCAGGAUGUUGAUAAAUCUAAAAGGAGCAGCUGUAAGGAGGAGCUGCAAAUCGACAGAGGAACCCCGUUGUUAGGCAAAGAAUUUCAUUCUGACGAAAAAGAACAUCAGACAGUCUCAGAAGAGUUGUCAGAGGAAGCUGGUCAUAUAGAUGCAGACAACAUGACGAAGUCAUCCAAAAAGAAAGAGGGAGUUUUCAAAAUGGAGUCCCUUUCAAAAGAUAAAACCAAAACAGGUUUGGCCAUGAAAUCCAAAACAGACAUUCACAAAUUUACAAAGUCAAAAACUGUUGAAAUUAAGCACGCUGAAGUCAAUCAAGGACAAAAAAUUAAAACCUGUGAAGAGAACUCAGCUGAAGAACAGAACUGUAGGAAACAAGUGGAGAUACUUGGGCACGAUGUAGGAAUUAACAUCAAAGAGAAAGCCAAAUUAUCAGCAGAAAUAAAACAUAAAAAGAUGAAUAGUUAUCAUGCUGAUGCUAUGAAGUUCCUAAAUUUUGGCACUGUAGACUUAAAGUCAAGAAACCGCAAAUACUCUCAGCAUAAAUCUAUGAAAGUUCAUCCUUCACAGGAGCAGUCGUACAAACGGAAGAGGAAGGAAAGUAUGAUUGGAAAGAGAGACCCUAAGAAAACAAAGGUGGAAGAGGAAAGACUGAAACAAUCUGAAGCAAAGAAUUCCAAGCAGUUUUCACAUAAAUGCAUGAUAAAUACUGACAAAGCUAAAAAAUUGAAUGGAGAAAAUGGCUGGAAACCGAAGAGUUCAUUAGCAGAUCGCUCUGUGCUUAAACUACAGAGAAAAAGGUCUCGAUCUUCUACCAUCUCUAAAAACUACUUUGGUAACAAAGAGAGACGUCUCGAUGGUCAAAACAAAGACAAGUGCUCUGAGAAAAUGUUUCCAGAUAAAAACCUGCUAUACUUAAAUAGAAGAAAUAACAGAUUAAAAUUGCAUCUUCAAAAGGAACCAAAAAAACACUACCUGAAUAGAGUUGCAUUUAAACGUAUGGCACAGGAACGCAUAUAUCUGACAAAAUUAGAGACAUCGCCUGUCAGACCCGUCUGUCAUAUAAAGCCCAAAGUGUCACAAAACAGCCCAGAUGCAAAAAGAGAUGCUUCUGUCUCACAAGUCGAGAAAUCAUGCAAACUGGAAGUACUUGAAUUUAAGCUGUGUCCAGAGAUACUGUUCAGAAUUCCAACCACUGAUGAAGAAAGCUUAGCUGCAAAGAAUCCCCUGGAAAGAGAGAAAGCCAUUGUGGCAGGUGUCAAGAGUAAAAAAGAAGAUUGGUUAAAAUGUGAUCCAGUGAAGCAAAAAAAGCUGGAAGAGAUCUCUACAGCUGACAACAGUAUUCCACUUGAUACAGCUAUACAGAUUCUGGAUGGAGAUGGCGAGGCUCUUCACAUUCCAAUCAAAGACUCAAAAGAGAUGUUUCAGACCUACAGGAAAAUGUAUCUGGAAAAAAAGAUGCAAAAGCCUUGAUAGCACUCCUGUAUCGUAGGUCUUACUCAGUAUCACUGGGAAAAAAUGGCAACACUAAAAUGCUUUUUCCUGUUUACUUCAUAUUUCUGAAUAAUUGUAAAAAAAAAAUAAAUUUGGGGUGUGUUGGCAAUUUUUCCCCCUAUUUGCCUCUUAUUUGUGAAUGAUUGAGACCUUACCCUGUAUUUAUUGCACAAAUACGCUUUGGUGCUGAAAAUGCCAUUGUCAAAUGUAUUGUUUCUUUUUGGCAUAUUUGAAUCUUUUUUUUAAAGAUCCAGGAGUUAGUUGAAUCUUGACCAAAAAAACUCAAACUCAUUUAAAUAGUCAUAGUCUGUUUUCUUUUCUGAUCCUGGAAAACUUCUACUUGUGGUACUUUCCAUUGCUGGCAGUAGCAAAAUAUUCCUACUGGAAAGGGAUUGCAGUGGAGUCACAAGCAUUACACCUUUAUUUUCUACUUAUGCUAGUCUGAUUGUUGUGCUUCUAACAAGGCUUUCUAUUUUUGUAGAAACUUUUUUUUUUUUGAACUGGGAAUACAAAUAUAAAACCCUUGAAUCAAACAUACAGAUCAGGGGAUGCCAUGAAGUAUUUAUGCUGCUACCCAGUUUUCUUACAUUUCUUUUUGUGGAACUUGUACAAACUGAACUCUGAGUUCUUCAUCUGACCACAAUGCUGUAAACUGAUAGUUGGCUGAAGACUUCUCUUCUUUUGGUUUUCUCUCUCUCUCUCUGCUUUCUUUACACUUGAAAGAAAAGUGCGACUGUUGAAGUGCAGGGAGUUUGAAUUCACUCUUGUCUGGACUAUGAUGCUCACUUUAACCAGACAGUAAUUAAUUUCUUUGUUUAUAAAGAGUUAAAUAAUGUUUGAUUACACGUUCACUGUGACAUAAGAAUUAUAUUUGUUGCUGGGUAUCUUUUGUUUAAGUGCCUUUUCAUUAUUGUUCAGAAUUUUGAAUUGAAUCAUAUUUUUUCAGAAAUUGGUUACUUGAUUCUUUCUGUUUAAACCUUUAUAUUGAAAGUAAAAGCUCUGUAGAUAUUUCACUGAACAAUUUUUAUACUUGAAAUAAACUUUU
This is a messenger RNA of Aptenodytes forsteri (emperor penguin), 6998 nucleotides long. RefSeq names its product KIAA1551 ortholog (gene RESF1). Bases 326 to 5932 code for a protein of 1868 amino acids. Gene Ontology annotation, cellular component: nucleus. The record is from RefSeq and is a predicted model, not a curated record. The transcript is spliced from 6 exons. Gene Ontology annotation, molecular function: histone methyltransferase binding. NCBI's taxonomy places the organism in Eukaryota, Metazoa, Chordata, Aves, Sphenisciformes, Spheniscidae.